AUGCCUUCUUCUCGGAACGACGAGCUACGCCUCUUUACCCCUGUUGGUAUGUUAGGAUAUGGCUAUAGCCAUGAUGUAUUUUGGUCGACCAUCGAGCAAGGCGUGGAUGCCAUCAUCGCCGACUCCGGCUCAACGGACAGCGGGCCAUCCAAGCUUGCGCUGGGGACAAUGUCUUGCCCUCGAGAAGCAUAUCAGCACGAUCUCGAGCCAUUCAUUGCGGCAGCGCAUUCACACAAAGUCCCAGUCAUCAUCGGCAGCGCGGGAGGGGACGGCUCCAAUGAUCAUGUCGACACUUUUGCUGAUAUCAUUCAAGAUAUUGUCAAGAAAAACGGUUAUCGUCCAAUGAAAUUGGUCAAGAUAUAUUCAGAAAUCAACAAAGAAGUUGUCCAAGAGAAACUGUCGGCCAACCUAAUAGUACCAUGUGGUUCCGCCGUACCGCCUCUGCAAGAGAACGAUGUUAGGGAUGCUUCUGUCGUCGUCGCGCAGAUGGGCCUGGAACCGUACAGAAAGGCCAUGGAAGAGUUCCCAGAUUUCGAUAUCAUAAUUGGUGGUCGCACCUAUGAUCCAUCACCGUACGCUGCAUUCUGUAUCCACAAAGGCUUUGACGACUUGGGGAUAGCAUAUCAUAUGGGCAAAAUAUUGGAAUGUGGAGGGCUCUGUGCAAAGCCAAAGAGCAGGGAAGCAAUGGCAAUCGUCAGAAGGGAUCAUUUUGACAUUGUACCCAAUAAUCCAACUGCCGUGUGCACUCCGGUUUCGGUCGCUGCUCACACCCUGUACGAAAAGACUCGACCAGACAUUCUCGUGGGCCCGGGCGGCACUUUGGAUCUCAGAGCCACAACCUACGAACAGCUUCUAGACGGCAGAACAGUCCGUGUCCGAGGAGCAAUAUUCACUCUUACUUCGCCGGGGGAGUACACAAUCAAGCUCGAGGGUGCUCGCAUCGCGGGCUAUCGCAGCGCAUUCUUCGGAGGUUUCAGUGACCCGGUCUUGAUUGCCCAGCUUGACGUCUUCAUUGAGAAUGUUAGGGCUCACGUUGCAUCGGUUUGCAAGUUUGAGCAUGAGCUCAAGCUGACUGCUUAUGGCAUCGGCGACCAUAUCAGCAUGUUCAAAGGAGUAAAGCAUGCCUCUGAGCAAAUUCCCGCGUCAGCAGCAAUUGCAGGUGAAGCCAAAGCAGCUACCCAAGAGCAAGCCACUCGUGUCAUUAAUGCCACUAGGGUGGCUUGUAUGCAUGCUUCAUAUCCUGGUCAGAUGUCCACAUCAGGGAACCUCGCAAUGUCUUGUGGGUCGUUUGACGUCCCGAUGGGAAGAGUUUGUGAAUUCUGCAUCUACCAUCUGAUGACGGUAGAUGAUCCUGUUGCUCACUUUCCUAGGAAGAUGGUACGGUUGCAUGGUCCAGGAACAGCAGCGAGUUCUACACCGGUCAAGGUACUUGCAGGUCUCACCGAAAAGACGGUUCCGAAGGCGACUCAAACAAAGGUCGAGAACAACAACCGAAAUUUGUCCCCACCCCCGCGAGAUGGUUAUCAGUAUUUGGCCGAACUCGCCUCGGUCGUGCGGUCCAAGAAUGCUGGCCCGUAUGAGGUGACGUUUGAUAUAAUGUUUGAUAAGCCAGAGAACUACGCUUGGGUAAAAGAAACUUGUGUCCUUUCCAGCUCGAGCGUUGCGUGUAUGUAUGGUAUUGAUGAGUCGGAGGUUCUAGCAGCGGUUUGGUGGGAGCCUGCCCUUGCUUUCAAAGCCACACUGAAAAGACCCCUCGUAUCUGGAGGCUUUGGUGAAACAGAUACGCACGGUAGUUGUCAACACGUCAGGCUCAUGUACCUGGAAGUUCCCAAGCCAAAGAUUGGCAACGGGAGGUCCGAGCAUUGA
Molecule: messenger RNA, 1866 nt
Organism: Exophiala spinifera
Lineage: Eukaryota; Fungi; Ascomycota; Eurotiomycetes; Chaetothyriales; Herpotrichiellaceae
Exons: 1
Coding region: 1-1866 (621 amino acids)
Source: RefSeq, a predicted model, not a curated record